AUGUCCCCGAUAUCCCUCUUCCAGGACGCCCUAGGGCGUUCUCGAACCAGAGAGAUCACCGACUCAGACGAACAGAUAUCUGAUGAAAACCCUAUCACCGUGACCUGGGAUGGAGAACAUGACUCGGCAAAUCCGUACAACUGGUCCCUUGCACAGAAAUGGACAUUGACCCUGCUCGCCGUAUUUACCACAUAUAUCACAAUGAUGAAUGGCACGAUUAUCACAACAGCGCACGCUGCAAUUACUGAGGAAUUUCACGUCUCAGAGCACACCUUUCCCCACUCGUACUGGCCUGUGACAUCGUGGGCGCUGGGAGGAUGUUUUUCCUCACUGUUUAUUCUUCCCUUGAUGGAGGAUCAUGGCGUCCGACCGAUAUUCCUGUCAGCAUAUGUAGUAUUUAUGUGCUUUCUCGUCCCCCAGGCCGUGGCACAGAACUUCGCAACCCUCAUCGUCACCCGCUUCUUUGCUGGCAGCAGUGUCGCGGUGCUGGCUAAUACAUCUGCCUCGGUUAUUGGAAAUAUCUGGGAAACGGAAAAGUCCCGGUCCAUCCCCGUGAGUCUCUACAUCUUCUCCUACCUCGCAGGUAGCAGUACGGGCCCCGUUAUUGGCGCCGCGAUCUUUGAAGGGUUGACAUGGAGGUGGAUUGGCUACCUCCAGCUGAUUUGGUUUGGUGCGCUACUUCCGGUGUAUUACUUCCUGUUUCAAGAGUCGCGUGGUGCCGUUAUACUCGCUCGUCGUGCCCAAGCAUUGCGGAAACAAGGAAAGCCAGCGUUCACUUUGGUAGAGAUGGAGGGGCAGACGGGUUCGGUGCUCAGUCGCUUCGUUCAAAGUUCUACAAGACCCCUGGUGCUGGUAUGUACAGAGUCGGUGGUCCUGGUUUCCACACUAUGGUCCGCGUUUACUGUGGGCACACUGUUCCUGUUCACGCAGUCGGCGGAGCAGGUGUUUGUGGAGCUGUACGGCUGGACCAACACCCAGGCGGGAUAUGUCCAAGCGGCCAUUGUGAUCGGGGAGACCUUAGGCUGGCUAGCCAACCUAUUCUCUGCCAAGCUCUAUUUUGGUUCUGCCUCGCGCAACGCUGAAUGCCCUGGAGUCCCUAUUCCGGAGGCCAGAUUGUAUCUGGCGGUGAUUGGAGGCGUCCUUGGAAUUUCGGGUGGCAUGUUUACUUAUGCCUGGACCUCCUUCGCCCAUAUCCCCUGGAUAGCCCCGGCGAUUGGCCUGGCGAUGGUGGGUGCCGGCAGUGUGAUAGUCGUGGCAGGGGUUUCGGACUAUGUUGUCGACUCGUACAGCAAGUAUGCGGGCAGUGCGAUGGGUGCUGUCGCCACAGGGGAGAACCUGUUCUCGGCUUUGCUUCCCCUCGCGACUAUGAGUAUGUACACGAAUCUGGGAUUUCAAUGGGCCAGUACUACUUUAGCAUUCAUAUCCCUCGUACUCUCCCUGGCGCCAACUUUGAUGUUCAUCUGGGGGAAACAAAUCCGUGCGCGAAGUCCGUUUAUCAUAGAAGCAGCGCUGAGCUCUGAGCGCAAGGACGCCGUUGCUGUGUAG
Molecule: messenger RNA, 1545 nt
Organism: Aspergillus pseudonomiae
Lineage: Eukaryota; Fungi; Ascomycota; Eurotiomycetes; Eurotiales; Aspergillaceae
Product: putative MFS multidrug transporter
Exons: 2
Coding region: 1-1545 (514 amino acids)
Biological process (GO): transmembrane transport
Molecular function (GO): transmembrane transporter activity
Source: RefSeq, a predicted model, not a curated record